Aspergillus japonicus CBS 114.51 is the source of this 798-nucleotide messenger RNA. RefSeq lists its product as uncharacterized. Gene Ontology annotation, molecular function: chitin binding. The annotation marks the transcript as partial. The record is from RefSeq and is a predicted model, not a curated record. Lineage: Eukaryota; Fungi; Ascomycota; Eurotiomycetes; Eurotiales; Aspergillaceae. The transcript has a single exon.
GUCUCCACCAACGGGCUAUGUGGAAACGGUCCAACCUGUCUGGGUUCCUCUUUCGGGGACUGCUGCUUGCUAUCGGGAUAUUGUGACAGUACUUCUGACUACUGCGCUGCGGGACUCUGCGACUCUACAUCUGGUAGUUGUAUCUCGGGCAAUCCGAUCUCUUUAGACGGGCUCUGUGCCUCCCUGUCAUCAACCAAUGCAACAUGUACCGGAAGCCGAUUUGGAUCUUGUUGCUCCACGGGUGGAUAUUGCGGUAACACUUCUGACUAUUGUGGCUACAAGACGUGCCAAAGCGCGUUUGGAAGCUGCAUUAAGGCUCCUCCAGUCAGUUCAGAUGGCUUGUGUAGUGCCUUAUCAACUUCUAAUACCACCUGUACUGGUAGUCCAUUUAGCAACUGUUGUUUAAAUAACAGAUACUGUGGCAGCACCUCCGACUACUGUGCCUAUAACAAUUGUUUAUCUGCAUUUGGGACCUGUAAUACUGGCCCCACAGUCAGCGCAGAUGGCUUAUAUAAAGUGCUUUCUUCCUCUAACGCUACCUGCGCGGGUAGCACCUUCGGUGACUGCUGUUCCAUUAAUGGGUACUGUGGAAGUACAGACGAAUACUGCGGUAUUAGCUCUUAUGACUUGUCCUAUGGCACUUGUGAGGACGGAUUGUGCGGCUCCAUAUCAUUUGUUAACACCAGCUGUGCGGGCAGCCAGUUUGGUGACUGCUGCUCUACAAGCAGCUACUGUGGCAGCAGCGACGCAUAUUGCGGAGUUAGUCAGUAUCAGUCUGCCUUUGGCAAUUGCAUUUAG